AGAAAUGGAUCAGUGGAUUCAAAAAUUGUUUCCGAGAAGGCGCCAGAGAGGGAGGAGACUAAUCCUGAAAAUGCACCAGAAAAGGCUAUAGAAAAGGAAAAAAAUAGUAGUACACCUCAAGAUCAAAAGGUAUCAAGAGAUACAAGUGAAAAACACGAAAAUGGUUCGGCCAAUGAUGGCGCAAGGAGGGAGGAAGGAGCCUAUGGAAAGAAGGCCGAUAGUGGAAAGGCUAGACUAGAGGAUGCAAAAUUGAAGAAGAUUAAGAGAGUGAUGGAUGAACAUGGUUCUGGUAAUUCUAUUUGCUCUUUUACUUGGACUGUACUUGACAAAUUUGUUUAG
Ilex paraguariensis (yerba mate) is the source of this 339-nucleotide messenger RNA. The record is from the annotation of a GenBank genome assembly. Lineage: Eukaryota; Viridiplantae; Streptophyta; Magnoliopsida; Aquifoliales; Aquifoliaceae.